GUUGCUCAUGUGACUGUGCAAAGCAGCACCUCUAACUCAUGACCUGUGGUGUUUCUUGUUAAAGCAGACAAAUAAUUCACCAUUCAGUUGUUUUUCAGGAAGUCUUAUCAUAACUGUGAACCACACCCUCCUUCUUGUUGUCUCUAGCAGUUAGUCACAGGGACAACUUUAGGACCAGCCCAGAUUAGCAUGCUGCUCUGAUUGCUCUAACUUUUAGAGAUCGGUUGAGACAUGCCUUCAUACAAAAAAAAAAAUCUCCUGUGUUCAGAAAACUUUAUAAUGUCAGAUCACAGUCCACGAUAGUCCACUCUGCAAAUCACUAGCAAGUUUUUGGGCAAUGCAUAUUUGUUUUGUGACUCAUGAUCAAGAGAAAGGAAAAGACGGGCAGGUUUGCUUUUCAUGUCAGAAACCGAGGCAAAUGCUGGUGUCACGUGACCAUGAGCUGAUACUGAAGACCUACUUAUUCUUCUUGCAGCUAAAUAACAUUUAUACCACGUGUCCGAUAUCACAGUCUCUCUCGCUAGCUCUCUCAUCAUCUUACCUUCCUCCAUUGUGAUUGACCUUGCUCUAGCUUGCAAGACCUUGCAGUGUGUGGGAGAGCUGCUGAGCACAAGCCAGACAGUCAAAAAAUACAGAAGCACGUAUGACCUAGAGGGAGUGGACCAAAGAAGUCAAGGAUCCACUUAUUUUAAAACAGCAAAAAAUAAAAGUUAUUAAAAAAAGGUGCGGUUAAAAAGGGUUGAUCAUAUUAAACAGUCAUGAAUUUAAAAUGGAUGCCCUGGAGACAAAGAGCACUGACAGUUAAAGUGGAAUUAGAUAGAGGGAGUGGCAUACUGACAAGACAGACCAACGAGAUGAAGAAAUCAAUAGGGGAAGGAUGCCCAUGUCCAGACAUGAUGGAUCGUGAUAAGGCCUUAUUAUCACUCUGGUGGUACUGCCUUACACCAUACUAUACUACCUCUUCUCUCUAACAUACACAGAUACCUGUUCAUAGAGGUACCAUAUAAACAUAUUUGGCAGCAAAACGUAUUACAAUGUGUAUUUGUGUAGGGUGUUACUUCACUAAACUGGAGUAACAUCAACAUUGUAUGCUAUUAAAAACACAGCUCAUGGGGCAUACAUGGUUACAGAGAAAUAUUAGAGUAGGCUGACAGGUGACAUUUUACUAAGUGAAGAAUGAGUUAACUGAUGAGAAUAGAGGCAUGCCCCAAGUAAAGUAAACAAAGCACCAUGUUGGAUUGGUUUCUUUUCAAAACAAGGUAUUGAGUCCAUUCACUCUUAUGAUUUAUGGGUUGAAAGUGCUUUUAAACUGACAAACAUUCAGCUUCUUAUUUCAUAAUCAUAAGUUGUUUUUUUUUAUAAAACAGUUGUUUUUGUACUUGUAUAUAUGACCUGUUCUGGCAUAAACACUCACCUUGUCAGGACCAGUAGUCCUCAUGGAGACGAAUACCUGGUCCUAAUGAGGCAGAAACUCUUUUCUGAGGAAGUGGAUAAGUUUAGGGAUAAGAUUUGAAGCAUGGUUAGAUUAAGAUUAGGGUUAGGCAUUAAUAUUUGUAUAGGCUGUACAAACGAAUGGAAGUCAAUGCAGUGUCCUAAGAAGAGUAGCUUUGCAAACCUGUGUGUGUGCGUGUAUUAAAUUUCUGUUUAUUUGUGUUUGCAAUUCAAACUUCAUGUGUAGCAGCAAUGCUAUAUUUGCUGUUGAUGGGGUCAUCCGAGGUGAAGUUUUCUUCUUUACUCUGGUUCUUUUUUGAAACAUACAGUUCAGUGCAAAAUAUGUUUUAACAAUGCUAUAAUGACCGUACAUUAUAAUUAUCUCUCAAUGUCUUUAUUGGGACACAUCUAGAAAUCUGGAAAAUAUGUAUGCAUUUUUAAAAUAACAAAUUUUACCUUAAAAAAUGUGUUAUGUUUAUGUUACUGGUAAAACCUGUGUUUCUCCUACUAUUUGUUUAUGUCGACAAAUAUAUCUGCUGUGAAAAAGGUCUAUUAUACCAGGUUUAUUCAAGACACGCUUCAGCAUUAAAUACACAUGAUUUAAACUCAUUGAGAGUUUGCUAAUAUAUCAGGCCAAUGAUCACAAAAACAAAAACACAAAGUUGGUGAUGCCCUAAGAUUUUGCAGUGUACUAUAUAUCCAUGAUGCUGGGUCAUCAUGAUCAAGGCUAUGCUGCUGCAGGGCUCUGAUACAGCGUGUUGCAGACAGUGCUAUAAAGUGAGCAACAGUUCCUAGCGUUGAUGGAGAUGCACAUGCUGUUCUUGGAAAAGCGAUUUCUCUACACAGGGUGUGGUGACACCCUGCCACUGCGAUAAGGAGUGGAAUGGGCCCCCUGGAGCCCAAUAAUUCAGACUCCCCCAGCAAACCCUGUGCACUGCAUUCAGCAAAAAUAGAAACCACUGGCUGCAUUACAAAAUCAAGGAGAAAAAAACCCCAAACAAAAAUAAUCCAUUAUGUUUUCAGCAAGUAAUACUAUGAAGGUAAAAAUAAUAAGCAUUGGUAUUAUCACAGCAGGCAGGUUCACAGCCAUGUGAGGUCAUCACAGUAUGACUGUGAUAAUGGCAGACAGAACUACUUUAGAAGUGCUUCAGUUCAUGGAGAAUUAAGUUAUCUAAGAUCUUUCAUAAAGGUUUUUUGUUUGAUAGAAAUUAUUCAUAUUUUGGCGAAACAGAAAUACUGAACAGUUAUGAGCUCAGUCUCGCUACCCAGUAGCAGCCAGGUCGUCUUCCUUGUUGCUCCUCCCCCUGCUCUCACCUGGCGCUCAGCCCAGAAUGUUGCUGCAACUCCUCUGGCUCUCAUUGGUCCUCACUCUCACACUGCUUCGCAAGAAGGGAAAUGACUAACCUCUUCUCCCUCAUGCCCUGCUCCGACUUCCCCUUUGCGUUCACUCUUCCUUUCUUUCACCUCUAAACACACUUGCAUGGCCGGCCUUGUUGUACUCAAAUAGGAAGUGCCUUCCCUGAUGUCUGCUGCAGCUUUGACCUGCUUCUACAGCUGAAGCCCCACCUAGCACCCCCGCCCCACCUGCACCGCCUUGCACGCUUGCUGCCACAGCAACACGGGUACAAGGACAGCAACCCCACCCUUUUUGCAGCCUACGCUCCAACCUGCUCGUCCAUUUACCGUCAUCACAUCCACUCCUCGCUGCAGGUUUCCAACCUUGGCGCUCCUCACCAGACAGCUCUGCUGCUCCCCACCAGCUGACCAGCCUUACCACAGCAGCAGCAGCAGCAGCCUGACACACCACAAGGCUCACGCAGCAUCUUACACACCUUGCCUUUAACCUUCGCCUUUGACCCUGUGAGCCUCCACUUGGUCCUCAGUGUCCUUAACCUUCCAGGUGCAGGCUACACUUAGACUAUCACCUUUAUUGCCUGCAUCACCGCACCAAACCUCUGUGUGCCACCUUGGUUUGUGAAUGCCAUAGAAGAGACCAUUCAGCUAGCAAUAAACAAGCGAGAGAGAAAUAUCAAGCUGAGAGUGGCAAAUUAAUUGUUAGACUGAGACGUCUCCUGGAUAUAAUCACUUUGUCAGGUGAAUGAUCCAGUAACAUCCUCAGCAAACAUUACACGUUGGACAAGGCGCAACCUUUUUCUUUUCCCCUUCACUCACAAGUAUCACAGACGUUGACCACGCCAACGAAUAAACAAAAGAGACCUUGAAGUUGUGGAUUAAAACGCCAGAAGUACUUUAUUUCCGAAUACAUUGUGCCACAGAGUUGCCAUGGCAAUGAACAUAGCACAUAUCCGCGAUACAAAGUGGCUGACACUGGAAGUAUGUCGGGAGUUCCAGAGGGGCACAUGCUCACGUUCUGACCAGGAGUGUAAGUUUGCGCAUCCAGCCAAAAGCUGUCAGGUGGACAACGGACGGGUCAUCGCUUGCUUCGACUCACUCAAGGGCCGCUGUUCCAGAGAGAACUGCAAGUAUCUGCACCCUCCUCCUCACCUAAAGACCCAGCUGGAGAUUAAUGGGAGGAACAACCUGAUCCAGCAGAAGAACAUGGCCAUGCUGGCCCAGCAGAUGCAGCUCGCAAAUGCCAUGAUGCCCAGCACACAGCUUCCACCUAUGCCCAUGUUCUCAAUGACGCCAGGCUUGGCCACUAAUGCCAGUGCAGCAGCAGCCGGUAUAGCAGCAGCCUUUAAUCCCUACCUGAGCCCAGUGUCACCAAGUCUGAUGCCCCAGGAGAUCCUACCCAGCACCCCUGUCCUCAUGGCCUCCAGCCCCACAGUCAGCCAAGUUCCCAACGCUGCUGCUGCAGCCCAGAAACUGCUGAGAACAGACAGACUCGAGGUGUGUCGGGAGUAUCAGAGGGGCAACUGCUCCCGCGGCGAGAACGACUGCCGCUUCGCCCACCCCGCUGACAGCACCAUGAUCGACACCAACGACAACACCGUCACCGUGUGCAUGGACUACAUCAAGGGUCGGUGCUCCCGGGAAAAGUGCAAGUACUUCCACCCACCAGCCCAUCUGCAGGCUAAAAUAAAGGCUACCCAGCACCAGGUGAACCAGGCCACAGCCGCCGCAGCCAUGACUCAGUCGGCUGUCAAAUCACUGAAGCGACCCCUCGACGCAACCUUUGACCUGGGCAUCGCCCCUAGUGUCAUGGCUCCAAUGCCAAAACGGGCAGCCAUGGAGAAGGCCAACGGUGCCUCUGCCAUGUUUAACACAGGCAUGCUCCAGUACCAACAGGCCCUGGCCAACAUGCAGUUUCAGCAGCAGGCUGCUUUCCUCCCAUCAGGCUCAAUAUUGUGCAUGACACCUGCAGCCAGCCUUGUUCCCAUGAUGCACGGUGGUUCUCCAGGCACUGUGUCUGCAGCCACCACAUCUGCCACAAGCCCCUUCGCAACUGCCUCCACCAAUCAGGACUCUUCCUUAUCAAAGUUGACUACCAACGAAUACAUGCAAUUGAUUCCAAUAAUAUCGGCAGAUCAUCUGAGUAGUCACAAGUUCUUGACUCAAAUGUAGUUCCUCUUAAGAACAAUCAAAAAGAAUGUGUGCUGGCACCGUCCAAGCCAAAAGAGUUCAGCCUUUACCUACAUAACCUUCAGAAUGUCAAGCAAUGGGACAUGGAGGGUCUUGCCAUCUCUUAGCCGGUCCAUGACGAUGGUCUCACCACACAUGCAAACAUCAAGGGUGCAAAACACGACCUGUGCCAUCUUCCCACAUAUCAAUGUCAAAGAAGAGUUUGUUGUCAAUUUCAACGUCCAGCUGAGCGAAGAGGAUGUCUUGGUGCCAGGGUCAGUGUGUCUCCCCCUCUGGGAAAAUGUUCAUAUUACACCUCUGUGUCUGACUAAAUCAUAGCACUCAAUUUGCUCUAAUUGUAAUCAUUACUGCAUGCACUGAAGGUCAAGAGCGUGGUUGCAUGAGGCAACAUCCAGUGCUGGUACGUUACUAGACCAAGAUGUUUCUUUUUCCUUUUUCUUUUUUUUUUGUAUUUCUUCUGCUUUAUUUUGUUAAAUUGAUAGCCAUGUUUCAUAGUUUACAAGUGAACUGCAAACAUGCACCUUGAAUUUCAAUUGAAUUCUGAAAAGGCACAAUGAUUUGAACAGGAAUUAUUGUUUUGUUUUUUUUGUUUUUUUUUUGCCAAAAGAAUUAGGCAUGUGUACAGUAUUGUGUUUUUACAGCGACUAGUAAAACUAGAUGUUGAAAUGAGGGUCUUGGACAUAUGAAUGUUCUGGGUAAACCAACAUACCUGUGUACCUUGAAAGCACAGCCAGGCUAGCUUUUCCUCACCUUGUCACGUGCCAUCAAGGCCAUACAGCUAAAACCAGAGUGUUAUCUCAGCAGUGUUAUUUGUUUACUGAAGGUAAAAGUUUUGUAUGGCUCCUUUUGUAUUGUUUAUUUUCAAAAUCUCCUUUGUGAGUGUUUUUUUUUGUUUUGUUUGUUUUUUACUUUAAUCUAAUUAAUCAGUUUUAGAAGUGGGGUGUUUUUUUUGCCUUUUUUUAAAUUACUUUUUAUUUUAAAAUUUAAAAAAAAAGUUGGGUUUUUCUAAAGUUUGUCAUACCUCUUAAUAGACUAGUGUUUGUUUUGUUUUUUUGUUUGUUUUUUUAAUUGGAAUUAAGAGUCCAUUGACUCUAAUGCCUGGUGAAGGAGAGGGUGUAGCUUCAGUUGACAUUGUGUUACCCUCUUCUAAAGAGGGCGCAACUCGAAAAAACGGGGCUCCAAAAAGCACUGUUGAGCCAUGUGUAGAUAGGAAUUAAAAAAAAAAAAAAAAACAACCGGCCCAAAGGUCUAUUAGGUCAUUUAAACCACAUGUGCACUUCAAUGAUUGUUUGUCUAAUCGCCCUGUUUUAAUUCCACAUCCCAUUGUAGGUGAACCUUCAUUUUUGAGGAAAUGCAACACAGUCCGCGUGACUUGUGUGUCAAGCAAAGCGUUGAAGGCUGUCGUUCACUUGUAGAUGUGACUACGGAAACCAAAGCACAGUUGUUUCCUCCUAAUUGUGUUCACGAGCAUCACAAAAGAGGCUUGAAACACUUAAAGGAAACAUUUUUAUCAUUUAUCAUCCGUCACUUCCUCUUUUUUUUCCUAUUCACAGAGGUGUGUAGUGUGUCUUUACUGGUUGUAAUGUACCUUACAAAGCCUUAGAUUGCAUUUAAUGGGUCCCAGCCCAAUCCAAUGUACUUUCAAUCACCAUGCAGGUAAAGAACACCAAUGAUGUUUUAUAUCACAAGGCGCUUAUUAUUAUUAUUUUUUCAUUCUCUAUAUGUAAAGAUAACAAUUACUCUCUUAAAUUUCAUUGAACUUGUGUUAUGUACUACUUAAGGAUUUGAAUCUAUUUGAGGUAUGUAGAUGUAGAUUAUUUUUUUUUUGCCUUACUAUAUAUUACUUGACGACAUUGAUAUAGCCGUUGUAGAUUUUGAGGUAGUAUACAUUCAUAACUUUUUUCAAACCAUAUAAAUGAUAGUGUUUUGAGUCAGUUUUAAAUAUUCACUUCAUUCAUAUAGCUGGAUGUCUUUUCUUUAGUUGAUGUUACAUUAUCACUUAAUUUUGUUGAUGAGAGAAAACAUUUUUUUUGAUACAAGGAAUGAGAUCAAUUAAUUUGGCACCGUGGCGCCGCUCGGUCGAGAGGAAAACAAAACGACUAAUAAUGUUUUAACCGACUUAAAUUUUCCUUGUAACAUGUCGAGAUCAUGUUUGAAGAUAUAUUGUAUUGAGAUAUAGAUUGUCCAUGUUUGAGAGUACAAAUUAUUUUCUACUGUAUCCAUUUCAAAAAAAAAAAAAAAAAAAGAGAGAUGUACUUUUGUUGGAAUAUUUCUUAAGUUUGCCCUGAAUGUCAGGCCAAAUCAAGCAGUGAAAUUGAUGGGUGUUUGGAUAUUCGGUCAAUAGUGAGAUUAGGAGCGAGUAAGAAAAGACUUUUCCAGACCGGAGAGGUCUGAAAUGCUGCAGAUGAUGAGUUUUAACCUAAGGGACGAAGGUUGACUUUUUGCACUUCUGUAUAUAGUCAAAUGAACAGAGAAAAAUGUGUAUCAUAUUGAGAUAUUAUUUUGAAUAAAAAUAUCUAUAAUUAUAAGGAAUUUUGUUAGAUUAAUUUAAAUUCUUAAAUUAGAAGACCAGCUACAAAAAAAAAAAUGCUUGCAAAGAAGGGCACUAGUUUCUUGGUUAAUGCAUUCAGGAAAAGCUAUGCGCUUUUUGUCUUAUUUUUAUCAGUGACAAGUAUUGCCAGGAGAUGUUGUAGGGGAGUAGAUAUCCCCUUGUCAUGCAGACUCCACACACCUCUCAUUGGAUGACACAUCCAGUGAUGUCUACAGUAUAUAUCGUUUGUUGGACUUGGUUACGCAGUAUUGCUGCUCCCAUGGUAGAGAUGAUACAUAAAACUAUCAAAGAUUUGUAUUUUUAUUAUAGUUUGAUUUAACUGCAUGCACACGUACAAACAAAAAGAAACAGCCUAGUUACAGUAUUUAAGGGAAGAUAACACAGUCAAGACAACAUAAUAAUACAUAGUAAUACAUUUCUUUUCCUUCGAAUUAUACGUACAGUAGAUAACAUCCACACUGGGGAGAAAUAAUACUUCAAAAACAAGUCAUCAUACUCUUUGUGUGGCAAGAAAAUAUUUUAUUUCCAAGAAACCAUGUUAUUUAAAAAAUGAUGAGAUAUUAGCACUCAUGCACCCCGGAUACUUUUCUCAUAGCCAUACAAUUGCAGUCAACACUGACUCACUGAACGUUGCUCCUGCUAUCAUAUCUGUGCACUCAGCAGGUGAAGGCUCACCACACCAAAUGCGCAUUUGGCAAAUUUGUCUUUCAAAUGAAUGUAACAGUCGCCAGUCAGCGUCGACGUGUUUCUAAGUCGAGGCUGCUGUGUAGGCGCUGCAGAACCAAAGCACCAUUUCCUCCAAAAUCACAUGCUCGGUCUCUCGACUGCAACCCAAGGUUUCUCUUCCCUGCUGGGCGCACAUGUUCGCUUCGACUGCUUUUUACUUGUUAGCGCAACCAUCAGUUAUGUAUUUGCUAACAGCAACACAAUAAUGUACUAUUCUGUCUUCAGAUUUGUUUAUGCACAUUUUAUUGUUGCCAUAAUUGACUCUUGCUGUAUGGAUGAAAAAAAAAUCUGAAUAAAAUAAUAUUUGAUUUGCUCAUGCAA
Solea solea (common sole) is the source of this 8572-nucleotide messenger RNA. Its product is annotated as muscleblind-like protein 1. Lineage: Eukaryota; Metazoa; Chordata; Actinopteri; Pleuronectiformes; Soleidae. The coding region runs from base 3715 to 4956 and encodes 413 amino acids. The transcript has 12 exons. Gene Ontology annotation, molecular function: metal ion binding. The record is from RefSeq and is a predicted model, not a curated record.